AUGACUGCUACUCAUGGCAUUUCACCUGAACAACAUCCCGGGAGAAACGACUGGGAGAACGAGGCUGUUUUCCGCCGCAAUUGUUUGCCCCCGCGAUGUUACUUCAUUCCCGCUACCGCACUGGUCCUAAAUGGCAAAUGGGACUUUCACUAUGCGCCGACGCCAUGGGACGCUCCGGACAAUCUGCAAGGCGAGCCUCCAGGCGUGCCAGAGGCUUCGUGGAGCUCGAUUGAAGUUCCCGGCCAUUGGCAACUUCAGGGCUUUGGGCAUCCUCACUAUACGAAUGUCCAGCUGCCUAUUCCCGUGUGUCCUCCGUACGUACCGACUGAGAACCCGACCGGCACGUACCGAAGACAAUUCCGUGUUCCUGCAGAGUGGGACAGGACCUCGCUGCUCUGUCUGCGCUUCGACGGGGUAGACUCUGCCUACCAUUUGCGUGUCAAUGGCGUCCUAGUUGGGUAUGCCCAAGGCUCUCGCAACGCCUCCGAAUUUGAUAUCACCGAGUACAUCGAUUGGGAACGUGACAAUGAGGUUUCUGUCACUGUUUACCAGUGGUCUGAUGCUACGUACAUCGAGGACCAGGACCAAUGGUGGCUUUCUGGCAUCUUCCGAGAUGUGCACUUGAUCGCACUCCCUUCCGAUUCCUACAUCCGGGACUGGUUCAUCCGCACCGACCUGGACAACGCGUACGAUAACGGCACGCUGAAGGCCGAAAUUGAACUGUCCAGGCCUGCCAGUGGUUUUGUGAGACUCUCUGUCAAAGGACUGAGCCACAAUAAGGGAACCAUCAUUUCCGAGACCGAGUCGAUCCUCGAUCCCGAAUCCACAAAACUGAGCGUUGACCUCCAUGUUUCGAACCCGAAGAAAUGGACCGCCGAAACUCCAAACCUUUAUCACGUUGAGAUUACGCUGGCACACGGCGAGACCUUUUACACUGUCCAUCAAAUCAUUGGCUUCCGCAAGGUCGAGCUUCUUAAUGGACUCAUCUGCGUCAAUGGCAAGCCGAUACGGUUCAGAGGAGUCAACAGACACGAUCAUCACCCUCAUCGCGGCCGUGCAGUACCUUUGGAGUUUAUCCGCCGAGAUCUCAUUCUUAUGAAGCAGCACAACAUCAAUGCUAUCCGUUGUAGCCACUACCCUCCAGACCCUAGGUUCUUUCAGCUCGCUGAUGAACUUGGCUUUUGGGUCAUUGACGAGGCAGAUCUUGAGUGCCAUGGCUUUCUGCGAAGCGUCUCCCGAGCUCUCAACUUGUCAAAAAGUAUGACGUAUGGCGAGAAGAGAGAUCUUGUGUUUGGACGAUCGGCAGAGUACAUCUCCAACAACCCUUCUUGGGGGGCUGCCUACUUGGACCGUGCCGAGUCCAUGUUUCAUCGGGACAAGAAUCACACUUCUGUUGUCAUCUGGUCACUAGGCAAUGAGUCAUUUUACGGACAGAACCAUGACAGCAUGUACGCUUUUCUCAGGGAGAGGGACCCAAGCAGGCUCCUUCACUACGAGGGUGACGUGGAUGCGAAGCAUGCUGACAUGUAUUCUCGCAUGUACUUGACUAUGGAUGACCUCGAAUCUCAUGCCGAGACUCUCGGUGUUGGCGAGGAUGGCACCUUUCGGAAGCCCAUUAUCCUUUGCGAAUACGGCCACGCGAUGGGCAACGGGCCCGGUGGACUCGAAGACUAUGAAGAACGCUUCCGAAAGUACCCUAGGCUUCAAGGCGGCUUUAUCUGGGAGUGGGCGAACCAUGGUCUGUGGAAGCAGGAGAACGACAAGGGGUUCUACGCUUUCGGGGGUGAUUUUGGCGAGUUCCCCCACGAUGGAACAUUUGCCAUGGGUGGUCUAUGCAACAGUGCUCAUAAUUCGACGCCGGGGCUUCUUGAGUACAAGUCGGUCAUCCAGCCAGUGCGGGCAGAGUUUGUCGAUGGCGAGCUGCUUGUUCACAACAUGUACGACUUUGUUGAUCUGGAGCACCUUACGGCAACCUUCAAGGUGGAGGAACUCGGUAACGAGUCCUCGAUUAUUGCAGCUGGGAAGUUCGAUCUGCCCCUUCUCAACGCCGGCUCGACUGCCAGGAUUUCACUGCCCAAGGGAAUCGCCGGCAUCGAGAGCAAGCAUGAAGUACUUCUUACGGUCCGGUUUUACUUGUCGUUUGAUACUUCUUGGGCCCAAUCUGGCCAUGAAGUUGCCUGUGUCCAGUUCACCCUGUCCGAAGCAACACACACUCCGUCGCCCUUGCAAGAUGCCAGCCUCUCAAACCCGGGCUCCGAUCUCUCGACCACUUCAGUUGGAACCACGCUCAAGGUCAAUGGGCUAAACUGGGAGUUUGAAUUUGACAAGAUAAGAGGAUACCUCAAGGCUUGGAAAUGCUCAGGAUUGUCUCUCCUGGAGCAGGACCCCCUCACAAAGGUGGCCAUGAUCCCGUCCAUCUGGCGUCCACCUACCAACAACGACGUUCCCUCUGCGGUGCCGGAGUGGGAGAGAUACGGGGUCGAAGUCAUGACCAGUCAGAAGAGAUCUUUCGUCUUCAAAAGCGACAAAUCCGGGGUGGUUGUUGAAGCCGAGACGUAUCUUUCUCCCGCCGUCCUGGACUGGGGUCUGAUCUGCCGGACUGUGUACAAAAUAUCGCCUUCAGGAUCUCUUGAAAUUCGCGUCAGCCUUGUCCCUCGAGGAUACAGCCCGCCGGAUGUUCCCCGCAUCGGACUGGACCUCCGCAUGAACCGCGCUUUGGACGGGGUGCGAUGGCUUGGUCUCGGGCCUGGCGAGUCAUACCCCGACAAGCGCAGCUCCGAGAAACGCGGCAUUUGGAGCGCAACAUCGGUAUCAGAUCUUCAAGUGCCCUACGAUCUACCUCAAGAGAACGGCAAUCGGAUGGAAACCCGCUGGCUAGCCCUGUCGAACGCGUACGGCCUUGGCAUUCGAGCGACCAGGUUCCAGGGCGGAGAGCGUGACGAUUUCAACUGGACUGCGACUCGAUAUUCGACAAACACUGUCCAAGCAGCGAAGCACCCUUGUGACUUGGUGGAGGAGGAUGCAACUAUUUUGCGUCUCGACGCUGAGGUUGCUGGUGUGGGUACAGGGGCGUGCGGUCCUGGAGUUGCAGAACGUCACCUUGUUGGUCUACGGGAGAUGGAGUUUGGGUUCAAGCUCGAGGCACUGUCUCAUGGCUCCCUCUGA
Molecule: messenger RNA, 3165 nt
Organism: Fusarium keratoplasticum
Lineage: Eukaryota; Fungi; Ascomycota; Sordariomycetes; Hypocreales; Nectriaceae
Product: Beta-galactosidase
Exons: 3
Coding region: 1-3165 (1054 amino acids)
Biological process (GO): lactose catabolic process
Cellular component (GO): beta-galactosidase complex
Molecular function (GO): carbohydrate binding; beta-galactosidase activity
Source: RefSeq, a predicted model, not a curated record